AUGAAUGCUUCUGAUGUACUGAAGCUUAUAUCAUCAGCCGUGUGCUGCGUGCAUCUUUUGGAAGCAUUGUUCCGCGACAGCACCGUUCAUGGGCUACGCGCUGGACCGAGCUCUGGCCCGCUCCACCUGGACUCAUAUGGCCGCCCAGUGCAUCUCGCCGAGCCAGGCCGUAUUUGGAAUGUUUCACCAUCCGCACAAGGCACUGGCGUCCUCAGCGCCUCGCUACCUGAGACGCCUUCCGUUACAAUUCCGGGAUCCACUGAACCUAAUCUCCAUUACGGAACAUUGCAGCUCAAGGACGGCACGGUCCUAGACCGGUCUCCUACCGUUCCAGCUGCCUCAAGUGCUUCGUUUCAGCCAGUUGACCCAUCUCUCGGAGUAACUUCUGCAGGAGGUCAAUUGGGAGGCAUGCUACGCGCCCUUCCGAGCUUGGGCAUAAAUCCAUUUCAGCUUCCAAGCUUUAGCCUUCCAAUGCUGAACUUGAAUCUCCCUUGGGCAUUAAUGUCUCUCGUCCAAUAUACCGGUGCGACACGUAUUUCAGUAUGCCGAAGUAACCGAUUGGAUUUAACGUGUUAUAUACUUCAUAGGAUGAUAUCGACUGCCAUCGUGACUGUGAGAAAGCAACAGCGAAGUUCAUUAGUCCACAAUAAGGCCGCCGACAGAUUCGUUGCAGUGCCCGACAGGAUGGAAAAGUGCAAGGUGCAGUGGCCCUGUUUGGGAGACAGAUGCGAUCAGUUAGGUGGAAGGGACUAUACCCCGGAGUGUCCAGGUAUGGUGAAAGACACGUGUGCAAAAUGUUUUACGACAAAGGCACACCCGCUUCAGGACCUCUCAGGCUUCACGGAGGACCAAAAGGCCGAUUUUUCCGUUGCAUGUAAGAACCUCACUUACAGGACUACUUAUGCAAAUAAGCUGUCUGACGCUUCCCAAGGUCAAGCUGAAUGGCCAUGCCGCAACGAGUCUUGCGGUAGGCGGAUAAUGUAUAUGUUCAGCGCUGCAGCUUCUUAUCUUUCAUCAGAACGGGACUACACGCAUACCUGCCCGGAAUACUGGCGCUUCGACGAACCAUCGGGGACCUGCCAGCCGCCAAAGGUACUGGUCAAACGUGCACAAGAGGAUGCGGAGCAUGCUGAAGAGCUCGCUCUGAUGUGGCAGAGUUACACAGGAAGUUAUCGAGACACCGGCGAGAUUAGGCGGAUGGCAGCUCCCGAGCGGUCAGUCUUGGCAGCCCGUUGGGGCCUGAAGUGGCCUUGCCUCGCCGAAGUCGAUGAGAGUUCCUGCUUGCGGGACUAUUCUGGCGCUCCUUGCCCCAGAGGCUGGAUAAACGUGAUGAAUUCAGGAGCAUGCCAGGCACCGUCAGGUAAAACGGAGCAGCGUGGUAAAUGA
Cyclospora cayetanensis is the source of this 1386-nucleotide messenger RNA. RefSeq lists its product as uncharacterized. The record is from RefSeq and is a predicted model, not a curated record. Lineage: Eukaryota; Apicomplexa; Conoidasida; Eucoccidiorida; Eimeriidae. The coding region runs from base 1 to 1386 and encodes 461 amino acids. The transcript has 6 exons.